This is a messenger RNA of Penicillium cinerascens, 1674 nucleotides long. Its product is annotated as putative siroheme synthase. The record is from RefSeq and is a predicted model, not a curated record. Gene Ontology annotation, biological process: siroheme biosynthetic process; sulfate assimilation. NCBI's taxonomy places the organism in Eukaryota, Fungi, Ascomycota, Eurotiomycetes, Eurotiales, Aspergillaceae. Gene Ontology annotation, molecular function: uroporphyrin-III C-methyltransferase activity. Bases 1 to 1674 code for a protein of 557 amino acids. The transcript has 2 exons.
AUGAAAGACGCUUCAAACGGCUCCGGCCUGGCGCCACUGAUGACUGCAUGGGAUGUCGAACAUCAGAUUCAUUUGAUCGUUGGAGCCAAUCCUCUCGCGGCUGCUCGAUGCACGAAAAGUCUCGAGGCCGGCGCAAAGCCCAUUAUCAUUGCGCCGGAGACGGCCGACAUGCAUUUUACCCUGUCAGAGCACAUUCAUAAUGGCUCUGCGCAAUGGGUGCGCCGCGAAUUUCAAGAUGAUGAUUUGACCACCCUGGGCAGAGAGGAGGUUGACCGCGUUGUGGACACGGUCUUUGUCACCGUGGGUGGCAACAAUCCAUCAGCAUCACACAUCUCAAAAUUAUGCCGGCGCUUGAGAAUUCCAGUCAAUGUAUCGGAUGCUCCAGAGCUGUGCUCUUUCACACUGCUUUCGACUUACACAGAUGGCCCGCUGCAUAUUGGAAUUACGACUUCGGGUCGCGGUUGCAAGCUUGCCUCUAGAUUACGACGAGAGAUCGCUGCUUUCCUCCCCGCAAAUCUAGGAUCUGCCAUUGACCGUCUUGGCGCCGUCAGGCGCAAGCUCUGGGAGGAGGACAAUGCUGCUGGACUCGGCGAGCGGGCACCUGAAGGCGACGAUGAUGACACGGCAGGCCAGAGCCACACUUUCAAUACCUUGGUCACGGAAGGUGAUGUCGCUGCUGCAAAGACAAGACGUAUGCGCUGGUUGUCGCAGAUCUGCGAAUACUGGCCCCUCCGCAAACUCGUCUCUAUUACCGAUGCCGACAUCGACGCCAUUUUGAAAGCGUACUCGUCUGGCAGGGACGCUUCACAAGAUGUUGAUGGGGUCAAUGGUGUAUCAAAGAAAGGAAAAAUUGUGCUCGCUGGCUCUGGCCCUGGACACCCGGACCUCCUCACUCGUGCCACAUACAAUGCGAUCCAGAGUGCGGAUAUCAUUCUGGCUGACAAGCUCGUCCCGGCUCCAGUCUUGGACUUGAUUCCUCGCAGAACGGAAGUUCAUAUCGCACGCAAGUUCCCCGGCAAUGCCGACCAGGCGCAGGAGGAAUUCCUGCAGAUGGGUCUUGCCGCACUGAAGAAGGGCCAGCAGGUCCUCCGACUGAAGCAGGGCGACCCAUAUCUCUAUGGCCGUGGAGCUGAAGAAUUCGAGUUUUUCCGUGGCGAAGGGCAUAUUCCUGUGGUGCUACCCGGCAUCACUAGCGCCAUGAGUGCGUCUCUAUUCGCAGAUAUCCCCGCGACUCAUCGCGGUGUCUCCGACCAGGUCCUGGUCUGCACAGGAACUGGCAGGAAAGGCGCCGCUCCAAAUCCUCCAGCCUACGUUCCCACCCAGACUGUGGUUUUCUUGAUGGCCCUCCACCGCUUGUCAGCCCUUAUCGAGUCCCUCACUGCAUACUCUACCGAGGAAUCCACACGCUCUCGAGCCCUCUGGCCGAAGGAGACUCCUUGCGCAAUCGUUGAGCGUGCAUCGUGCCCCGACCAGAGGGUUAUCCGUUCCACUCUGGAACAUGUCUGCAUGGCCUUUGAAGCUGCUGGCUCGCGGCCGCCUGGCUUGCUGGUGGUUGGUGCCAGUUGCCAUGUGCUGCACAACCCGAACGGCCAAAAGUGGGUGAUUGAGGAGGGGUUCCAUGGAUUGGAUGAAUUGCACGGAGAAGUGGAUACAGUAUUGGCGCCCCAGGAAUGA